UUAAGGGAAGCUCCCUUUUCGUUCAUCAACAAUUAACGACCCAGGUAGAAUUGUCUUGCAUUUUCAACCUACGAGGAGAACAUGGAGGAGAAGUUGGAUGGAGAUGCUGAAGGCAGUCAAGAAGAAGAACCGAAUUAUGGGUUGGUUUUUAAGGAAUCUUUUUCUUUCUGGAAGGACCAGGGACCAACAGAAGCGGAUGGGGCUGCACAACCCAAGUCUACUGCUAUGAACUUGGACUUCUCAAAGCCAUGGAAAAGAUCAGACGCCAUUUUGACGGUCGACAACAACGUUAAAUUCCACAUCCACACGGGUGUCCUUUCUCGACAAUCACCUAUCUUCGAGCAAAUGCUAUUGCCAGAAAACCUUAGCAAAUACCCAAACCGAGAGAUCUUCCUUGCUGGGAAGAAUGCCGACGAAUUUCGAGAAUUUUUGAAAGUGUUAUACUCUGGAGAACCUGUGCGCGAGUACAAGAUCAAUUAUCUGUUGCCACUAGCACACGAGUAUCAAACUCCUGUUGUCUUAAAAAGAUGCCAGGAGAGUCUAAUCCCUAAGGUUACCAACGAGACCUUAGCCUUUAAAUAUAUUAGUAUUGCCCAUACGUAUGGACUGGAGGGGCUUCGACGUACUUGUGUCCAGUUACUGAAGGUCAAAUCUUACACAGAAUUGAAAGCUAGUCGAAUGUAUCGAGAACUACCCCCUCAGUGUGGAUGGGAUGUGACAGAGGGAAGAGUCGAAAUACUAGAAAAUGAGCUGGGAAAGAGAAAGUCCAAGCUGGAAGAAGUUUGCGAUGAUUUGAUUACUAGAAUGUUUGAGGAACUGUACAGAAAGCAAUCUGGUGGCAGGCCUCCACCCAUGAAUGCAGCUAUGGGAAAUAAAAUAUGUUUUAUUAAAGAAGCAGGGAAUAAAAGUCCAGAAAUAAAAAUUAUUGCAGAGACAAUAGAUAAACUGGAAAGAUUAUACUCUUGAUUAAGCCUGUGUUAUGCUGCAUUGCUGGAUCCAGAGUGUGGGGAGGAGUAAUGACUAAACUUUUCGAGAUAUUUCAGCCACCAUUAAAAUGAGCAAGAAACUAAUGCCCAAAACUGAACCUUUUCAAAGAUAAGUUCAGUUUGUAAGAGCAAAAUUUGAGUAAUUUUGAAGCUACCACAAUUGUGAUAUCAAAAAUCUAUAAUAAAAAAGAGAAUGCAAGGUUUGGAUGGACAACUAACCAUGUAUGUCUUCCAUGGAGCUAGUCUUGACAAAAUAAUGUCAUAAACCCAGUAAAGCAAUACUCUUGCUUUAUGAAGGAAACACUUAUAGAAUGAGGUCCACUUUGAUUCAUUGCUCUCUUCAACAUAUACUGAAACAGUGGAUUAAUAUUCACUUAGUUUAUUAAAGUUAGUUAUUUUAUAGCGUAGAUAGUAUGCAAGUUCCGAUAUUUGGUAGAGAAUUGUGCUUUACUAUUGAAUGGAGCAUAGUUGAAGAUGCUAUACUUGCAUGCACAGCAAACUUUGCAAAGAAGUGUAAGAAAACAGCAUUAUAACAGCUUUUUUCUCUGUUUAGUAAUACAGCACUAAAAAAUUGCAAAAGCACUCAAAAAAUAUGAGAAACACUUGCCUAUCAUGAUUUGUUCUCAGUCUUGACACUUUCAUGCUUACCUGCUGUAUUAUGAAAUUGAGCACAGAAAAAAAGC
Messenger RNA from Actinia tenebrosa (Australian red waratah sea anemone), 1669 nucleotides. RefSeq lists its product as uncharacterized. Gene Ontology annotation, molecular function: protein binding. The record is from RefSeq and is a predicted model, not a curated record. Lineage: Eukaryota; Metazoa; Cnidaria; Anthozoa; Actiniaria; Actiniidae.